Molecule: messenger RNA, 2099 nt
Organism: Vigna unguiculata (cowpea)
Lineage: Eukaryota; Viridiplantae; Streptophyta; Magnoliopsida; Fabales; Fabaceae
Product: laccase-2-like
Biological process (GO): lignin catabolic process
Cellular component (GO): apoplast
Molecular function (GO): hydroquinone:oxygen oxidoreductase activity; copper ion binding
Source: RefSeq, a predicted model, not a curated record
CUUGUGAACAUUCACGAACUUGGAUUCUGACCACAAACAAAUUGCUGCAGAACAAAAUGAUAAGAGUCAUUCCUUCAUCUGUCGCAACACUCUUUGUCUUAACCAUCUUUUGGACCGUUCCAAAUAAUGCUGUGGUCUCAGCUACUUCAAACAAUGGAGGCGUUACAAGGCACUACCAGUUCGACAUAAGGCUGAAAAACAUUACCAGGCUCUGCCACACUAAGAACAUGCUCACCGUAAAUGGGAAGUUCCCGGGACCUCGUGUUGUUGCCAGAGAAGGAGACAGAUUAGUGGUUAAGGUGGUGAACCAUGUUCCAAACAACAUCACCAUUCAUUGGCACGGAGUGAGACAGCUACGUAGUGGAUGGUCGGAUGGACCAUCUUACAUAACUCAAUGUCCGGUACAAAGUGGUGAGAGUUAUGUGUACAACUUCAGCUUGGUUGGGCAAAGAGGAACUCUCUUCUGGCACGCACACCAUUCGUGGUUAAGGGCUACUCUCUAUGGACCCCUCAUCAUUCUCCCAAGAACCAACCAAUCUUACCCAUUUGCCAAACCCUACAAGGAAAUUCCCAUCCUAUUUGGAGAGUGGUGGAAUGUGGAUCCUGAAGCAGUGAUUGCACAAGCUCUUCACACAGGGGGUGGUCCAAAUGUCUCUGAUGCCUACACCAUUAACGGGCUUCCUGGACCCCUCUACAAUUGCUCCACUAACGAUACGUUCAACCUAAGGGUGAAGCCGGGGAAGACGUAUCUUCUACGUUUGAUCAACGCUGCAGUGAAUAAUGAACUCUUUUUCAGCAUAGCAAACCACACCAUGACGGUUGUUGAAGCUGAUGCUGCAUAUGUUAAACCCUUCAACUCCGACAUCAUCGUCAUUAGUCCAGGACAAACCACCAACGUCGUCUUGAACACAAAACCUGAGUACAUAAAUGCUACUUUCUUCAUGCUAGCCAGACCAUUUUUCACUGCUAAGGGUACCUUUCUCAGUUCCACGUUAGCCGGCAUUCUAGAAUACGACAACGACAACGACAACGACACCCCUCCUUCGGAAUAUUCAGACAUGAAAAACCGUACCCUACUGAAACCAACCCUUCCUGCUAUUAACGAUACAUCGUUCGUUGCGAAUUUCAGUCGUAAAUUUCGCAGUUUGAACAGCGCAAAGUACCCUGCGAACGUCCCUCAGAAAGUUGACAGGAGUUUCUUCUUCACGAUAGGUCUCGGGAGCAUUCCCUGUCCCAGAAACCAAACAUGUGAAGGGCCUAACAAGAGAACAAAAUUCGCUGCUUCCAUGAACAACAUAUCUUUCGAUCUCCCUUCGGUGGCAAUUCUUCAACAGCAUUAUUUCUCAGGGAAGGAUAACGGUGGUGAUUACACCACGGAUUUCCCAGUAGUUCCCCCGAGAGCCUUUAACUACACGGGGACACCACCGAAUAACACGAUGGUGAAGAUUGGAACGAAGGUGGUGGUGAUACCUUACAACACGAGAGUGCAGGUGGUGCUGCAGGACACUAGCAUCUUGGGAGCAGAGAGUCAUCCGUUACAUCUUCAUGGGUUCAACAUGAUGGUGGUGGGUCAAGGUUUUGGGAACUUUGAUCCUGUGACAGAUCCUGGGAAGUUUAAUCUGGUGGACCCUGUGGAGAGGAACACCAUUGGUGUGCCUUCUGGUGGUUGGGUUGCGAUUCGCUUUGUCGCUGACAACCCAGGAGUUUGGCUGAUGCACUGCCACAUUGAUUUGCACCUGAGUUGGGGGUUGAGGAUGGCUUGGAUUGUGAACAACGGCAAACUCUCUCAUCAGAAGUUGCUCCCUCCACCUUCGGAUCUCCCAAAAUGUUGAUCAUCAUUUUGGAAAGUGUAGUUUUUUAAUUUCUAUGUAGGGAAUGAACAAAAAGUUGCUUUCAAGUUUUAAAUUUUAGGAUCCAGAUUUCUGGUAGCUAUCUAAUCAUGCAUGCAUUCGGAAGAAUACCUUCAUUCUUCUCCCCCAAAAGUGUCUAUUACAAAUUAAGUAGCUAGGAUAGCUACUCCAGGACUUUUUAAUCAUCCCAAGUUUAAUUGUUAUCAGACAAAUAUCUAUGUUUUGUAGGUUAUCUAUGUAUUUUCUUUU